AUGGCGGGGCUCUGGCUGGUUCACGGUUCUAGCAUGCGGCUUCCGGGGGGCCGACUUUGGCGGCUCCUGCCUCACGGGCUCGGGGGGUGCGCCCCGGCGGAGGGGGCCGCCAGAGUCUGGCUCAGGCAACUCGGCGCGCGGCGAGAGGAGGCGUGGCGGACCUCGGAGCUGGCUCGCAGCGGCGGGGGAAGCCGGCCCUUGAGCACGGGGAUGCCGCCCCCUCCAGGGUCGUCCGGCCCCGAGCCGAAGGGCCGCAGAGACCCCAUGCGCCCCUCCAAGCCCGGGCCGGUUUCCUGGAAGUCUUUGGCAUUCACAUUUGCAGUUGGUGGAGCUUUAUUGGCUGGAAUGAAGUACUUCAAGAAAGAAAAGACAGAGAAGCUGGAGAAGGAACGGCAGCGAAGCCUGGGGAAGCCUUUACUGGGGGGCCCGUUUUCCCUCACAACACAUACUGGAGAGCCCAAAACUGACAAAGACUACGUGGGUCAGUGGGUAUUGAUUUAUUUUGGUUUCACUCAUUGCCCUGAUGUCUGUCCAGAAGAACUAGAAAAAAUGAUUCAAGUCGUGGAUGAGAUAGAUAAUAUUCCAACUCUGCCAAAUUUAACUCCACUUUUCAUCACUAUUGACCCAGAAAGGGACACGAAAGAAGCCAUCGCAAAUUAUGUGAAAGAAUUUUCUCCCAAACUGGUUGGCCUGACUGGCAGCAAAGAAGAGAUUGAUCGAGUGGCCCGAGCAUACAGGGUGUAUUACAGCCCUGGCCCCAAGGACGAUGAUGAGGACUACAUAGUGGAUCACACAAUAAUCAUGUACUUGAUUGGACCAGAUGGUCAAUUCCUAGAUUAUUUUGGCCAGAACAAGAAGAAUGCAGAAAUUGCAGGUUCGAUUGCCGCGCACAUGAGGGAACACAGGACGAAGGGCUAGCCAGAGCCACAGUGCCGGCCGCGUGUUCUCUUGCGGAAGAGGAAGAAAGCUUUGUCUCCCAUAGGAGCCAAGAUACACCUAUACACACACACACACACACACACACACGCACGCACGCA
Molecule: messenger RNA, 1037 nt
Organism: Odobenus rosmarus divergens (Pacific walrus)
Lineage: Eukaryota; Metazoa; Chordata; Mammalia; Carnivora; Odobenidae
Gene: SCO1
Product: protein SCO1 homolog, mitochondrial-like
Exons: 6
Coding region: 1-918 (305 amino acids)
Biological process (GO): mitochondrial respiratory chain complex IV assembly
Source: RefSeq, a predicted model, not a curated record